AUGAGGACCCAUACCCUAGAAGCCCACGUCGCUGGAAGACCAGACUGUCCAUUCUGCGACUGCACCGUACCACAAACCCAACUAAUAGGUCACGUACAACGGGCCCAUCUACAUUAUUUAACGCCAGAAAGGGAACUUAUGGCCUUUAUCGACGACCAGAGUCCUAGCUUCGAUGAAGAUUCAAAAAUGACAACAACCGACAGUUGUAGCUACAAUACGCCAGGCUCCAUUAAUGGUUGGCAUAGUCCCGAUAUGUCAUCAUCAUUCCAUAAUGGCGCCAUAUCAAAAAACAUAAACUAUCAUAAUGGAUAUCAGGAAAAGGAAAGUUACCAAAGGUGUGAAAAGGACGACGAUAGACGCUCGCGCUCGCCUAAAAAUAGUAAUCUGUGUAAUGGACUGAAGAACAUUAAUAUAAGUAAUGGGGUGAUACCGAAAAAAAAACACAGCAGGGAGAAUUCAAGUGACGGAGAAAUUAUGAAUGGUCACGAAAGGAGAGGUUCAAAUUGCAGUCCCAGUCAUAAUAAUGAUAAUUAUGAAGGGUCACCAAAUAAAAAUAAGUUAUCAAUGGCAAGUGCAGGUCAAGGAUCACCACUCAGAUCUCAGCUUGCAUUAAAGCUAAAGGCGAACGCUCCUAAAAAAAUUCCACCCACACCUAGCCCUACCGUUCAGUGUUUGUUAUGCGAUUUCAAGUCAACAUGUCCAAGAAAACUGGAAGAACAUAUAAACAGAGCUCAUUUUGAUCUUACAUCACCUUCUGUGCUCUCAAAUGCAAACGCUAAUGUUAAUAUCACUGAGAACAUUACGCUGGGCUUGGGCAACGCUACUCUGACUUUAGACAACCCCACUUUAGCUCUAAGCGCAAUGGCCAUGUCACCAGGCCCUCAUGCCUCUUCGUUUCAAUGUCCGAUUUGCGAAAAGGAAUUCGCCAGCGGGCCAGAAGUGGAAGUGCAUGUUAAUGUCGAACACCGAGAUAUAUUAAGUCCGCAGAAAUCGGAUCCACUAGAUAAUGCUUCAUGUGAAGAUGUAGUUAUGAUGGAGGAAAGCCCUGUUAGUAAUUGUCCAGUUUGCUGCCAGCCUUUGCCUUUAUCGGAACAUGAAUUGAUACAGCAUAUUGAAGAACAUUUUGAGAAGGGAGAAGAUGGUGCUUCUACAUUAUCAGCUGCUGAAAGAGAAGCUCAAAGGAAUAGAGAGGAGCAUGAGUUUCAACUCUUAAGGGCACAGUAUGGCAUGGAAGAAGAGGACGAUGAAGGGUAUACAAACCGAGCGACAAACAGCUUGAAGCGAGCUGUGUAUAGUGGAGCCUUAUCAGUAGCAGGGUACUAUGAACGCAGUGUUGGCCUACGUCGUGCUUCCGCCACUGGCAGGGAUACUGGCUCAUCUAGGACAAAUGGAAUCCUUGAAAGGAUAGCUCAAUUGAAUGCUCAAAACCCUACCAUCGCUAAAACGUAUCUUUGCAGUGCUGUGGACCACUACGCUAGCACUUAUGGUGACAGGGGUUGGGGUUGUGGUUACAGGAACAUGCAGAUGCUGCUCUCCUCUCUAAUCAAGCACCCGCAGUACGCGCGGCUGCUGGGCGGCGCCGUGGACCGCGACUGCGAGUGCGUGCCUUCGAUCCCCAGGCUCCAGCUGCUGGUGGAGCGCGCCUGGCAGCUAGGCUUCGACACCCAGGGCUCCGAACAGCUCGGCUGCAAGCUCCACAACACCCGCAAGUGGAUAGGUGCCUGCGAGGUGGUCACCGUCCUCUCAUCUCUCAGGAUAAAGUGCCAGCUGAUCGACUUCCACAAGCCGACGUCCCCCGACGGCAGUCACCCCGCCCUCUUCGACUGGGUCCUUCGCUACUUCCAGGAGGACCCCAACGGGUUCAAACCUCCCCUCUACCUCCAGCAUCAGGGUCAUUCUAGAACAAUAAUAGGUUACGAAAAACACAAGGACGGCAAAGCGACCUUACUAGUCUUAGAUCCAUCACACUCUCCAGCUCAAGUGCGCGCGGUGGUGUGCCGUACUGGCUUCGAGUACCGUCGCGCGCAAAGUGCGGUGCGGGAACAGAAAGAGUACAGUCGUUCGGAAAAGCGAUGGCUUCGAGUACCGUCGCGCGCAAAGUGCGGUGCGGGAACAGAAAGAGUACAGUCGUUCGGAAAAGCGGUUAAUUCGCAUGUGGUAGAGGCGCGCGCGGCGGUGUGCCGUACUGGCUUCGAGUACCGUCGCGCGCAAAAGGCGCGCGCGGCGGUGUGCCGUACUGGCUUUCGAGUACCGUCGUGCGCAAAGUGCGGUGCGGGAACAGAAAGAGUACAGUCGUUCGGAAAAGCGGUUACCGGCGCGCGCGGCGGUGUGCCGUACUGGCUUCGAGUACCGUCGCGCGCAAAGUGCGGUGCGGGAACAGAAAGAGUACAGUCGUUCGGAAAAGCGGUUAAUUCGCAUGUGGUAGAGGCGCGCGCGGCGGUGUGCCGUACUGGCUUCGAAGGCGCGCGCGGCGGUGUGCCGUACUGGCUUCGAGUACCGUCGUGCGCAAAGUGCGGUGCGGGAACAGAAAGAGUACAGUCGUUCGGAAAAGCGGUUAAUUCGCAUGUGGUACAGGUGCGCGCGGUGGUGUGCGGCGGGGCGGCGGGCGGCGCGGCGCUGCGGCUGCUCCGGCGCGGCGCGUGCGCCCUCCGCGCGCGACAGUACCAGCUGCUCGCCGUCAGCGGACUCCUCGCCACCGACGCCGAAUACGAGGCGAGCAAAGUUCUACAGUCGGUGCGCAUACCG
This is a messenger RNA of Iphiclides podalirius (scarce swallowtail), 2745 nucleotides long. Lineage: Eukaryota; Metazoa; Arthropoda; Insecta; Lepidoptera; Papilionidae. The record is from the annotation of a GenBank genome assembly.